This is a messenger RNA of Trichoderma breve, 1026 nucleotides long. Its product is annotated as porphobilinogen deaminase, dipyromethane cofactor binding domain-containing protein. Lineage: Eukaryota; Fungi; Ascomycota; Sordariomycetes; Hypocreales; Hypocreaceae. Gene Ontology annotation, cellular component: cytoplasm. The transcript has a single exon. Gene Ontology annotation, molecular function: hydroxymethylbilane synthase activity. The record is from RefSeq and is a predicted model, not a curated record. Gene Ontology annotation, biological process: heme biosynthetic process. The coding region runs from base 1 to 1026 and encodes 341 amino acids.
AUGGCCGACGAACAACCACCAGCCCUCGCACAGGGUCCCACGACCAUCAGGGUCGGCACGCGAAACUCGCCUCUGGCCCUGGCCCAGGCAGACAUUGUCGUGGCGGCGCUGCAAUCCGUGCUGCCUGCGUAUUCGUUCCCCAUCUCCGGCAUGACGACGACGGGCGAUCGCGACCAGAACACUGCGCUGUACAACUUUGGCGGCAAGGGGCUUUGGACGACGCAGCUGGAGGACAGGCUCGAGGCAAACGAGCUCGACAUCAUCGUCCAUUCGCUAAAGGACAUGCCCACGACCUUGCCCGAGGGCCUCGUGCUGGGCUGCGUCACUAAGCGAGAAGAUCCUCGGGAUACGCUGGUGCUGAAGAAGGAGCUCGUCGACAAGCACGGCUGGAAGACGCUCGCCGACCUGCCUGAAGGAAGUAUCAUUGGCACCAGCAGCGUGCGGAGAAUCGCCCAGCUCGCCCGACGAUAUCCCUCUCUCAAGUUCAAGGACCACCGCGGCAACAUCCAGACCCGGCUGAGGAAGCUGGAGGAGGACCCGGAGCUCACGGGCAUCAUCCUGGCGGCGGCCGGCCUGCAGCGCAUGCAGCUGGACGCUCACAUCUCACAGUUCCUCGAGUCGGACAACGGCGGCAUCCUGCACGCUGUCGGACAGGGCGCGCUGGGCAUCGAGUGCCGAGCCGGCGACGACAAGGUGCUGGCUGCGCUCAAGAUGAUCGAGGACAAGAACGCCCGUCUGGCAACCGUAGCCGAGAGGAGCCUGAUGCGAGCCCUCGAGGGCGGGUGCAGCGUUCCGAUUGGCGUCGAGACCAAGUGGGUUGAACCGGGACAGCUGAGGCUACGGGCCACGGUCGUGUCGGUCCAGGGCACAGAGGGCGUCGAUGGCGAGGCGGUCGAGCCCAUCACCACGGCGGAGCAAGCCGAUGAGUUUGGAGCAAAGAUGGCGGCCGAUCUGGUGAGCCGGGGCGCAAACAAGAUCCUGGACGACAUCAACAAGAACAAGCCGGCACCACCGCCACCUCAAUGA